Molecule: messenger RNA, 636 nt
Organism: Leptosomus discolor (cuckoo roller)
Lineage: Eukaryota; Metazoa; Chordata; Aves; Leptosomiformes; Leptosomidae
Gene: GPR88
Product: G protein-coupled receptor 88
Biological process (GO): G protein-coupled receptor signaling pathway
Cellular component (GO): membrane
Molecular function (GO): G protein-coupled receptor activity
Source: RefSeq, a predicted model, not a curated record
AUGCCCAACGCCUCUUCCUGGAGUGCUAGCUCGCCUCUGCUGCUGCUCUGGGAGGACUCCUCCGGGACCCGCAUCUUCCUGUCGCUGCUCUAUGCAGUUUUAGCUAUCUCAGGGACUUUAUCCAAUGUGAUGGUCAUCUAUUUAGUCUUCUCCUUCAAGAAGCUGCAGACAACCAGCAAUGCCUUCAUCGUGAACGGCUGUGCGGCAGACCUAAGCGUGUGCGCCCUGUGGAUGCCCCAGGAGGCUGUGCUAGGGUUGCUGCCUCCCAACUCCUCCUCCCUUCGCUCGGCGGAGUACCGGCUGCUCCGAGGGGGGCUCCUCGGCCUCGGCCUCACCGUCUCCUUGGCCUCGCACCUGCUGGUGGCCUUCAACAGGUACGUGCUCAUCACCAAGCUGCCCAGCGUGUACCAGGCCCUCUACCAGCGGAGGCACACGGGCUGCAUGAUCGGGCUCUCCUGGGCCCUCGCCCUGCUCCUGGUCCCGCUGCUGCCCGGGCUCUGGCCCUGGGGCUCUGCCCGGCAGCCGCCCCCGCGGCAGACGGACGGCAGCUCUCGCUACACCGCCCUGCUCCUCGCCCUGGCCGUGCUGGGCCAGACCGCGCUGCUGCUCCACUGCUACCUCGGCAUCGUGCGCCGG